Messenger RNA from Trichoderma asperellum CBS 433.97, 1566 nucleotides. The record is from RefSeq and is a predicted model, not a curated record. Lineage: Eukaryota; Fungi; Ascomycota; Sordariomycetes; Hypocreales; Hypocreaceae.
GAGCGCCGCCCUCCUUUUCACUUUGGCACGGCCUCCCCGAGUCACUCUGUCGAACAAAUAGUUGUGCAGGUCGUAUUUACAUUGGGUAAUAUCAUUUGUCUUACUUGACUCUCAUUCAACUUAACUGUUCAAAGUAUUCAUCACGCAGCACAGUCUAAAAUGGGUUCUCAAGGUUACGUUGGAAAGGAUUCGAAAUUGUUUGAGCCGCUCGCGAUUGCAAAUGGGAAAAUCACUCUCAAGCAUCGAGUCGUCCUGGCCCCCUUGACGAGGAACCGUGGUACGCCUCUUCAUACUUCGACGCCUGAGAAUCCAAAUCGCAUCUGGGUUCCCAACGAUCUCAUUGCAGAUUACUAUGCACAGCGGGCAACGGAUGGAGGGCUUCUCAUUAGUGAAGGCAUUCCACCUUCACUGGAAGGAAAUGGCAUGCCUGGGGUUCCGGGAAUCUUUUUGGAAGAGCAGGCCAAAGGGUGGAAGAAGGUUGUCGAUGCAGUUCAUGCCAAAGGCGCUUAUAUUUAUGCACAGCUUUGGCAUUCUGGCCGUGCCAACAUCCCACAGCUCACAGGAACCCCAAUUGUAGCGCCGUCGAGCAUUCCAUGGGAUGAUGCAAACGAAUAUUUCAUGUAUCCUGCGCCUGAUUCAACUCCCGUCAAGUACAGCGAUCACCUGCCACUUGAGCUAACAGUGGACCACAUUAAGAAAACCAUCAGGGACUACUGCGCUGCUGCAAAGACAGCUAUUGAGAUCGGCUUUGAUGGCGUGGAGCUCCAUGGCGGGAAUGGGUACUUGCCGGAGCAGUUCUUGAGCUCUAAUAUCAAUCAGCGAACAGACGAAUACGGUGGCACUCCUGAGAAGCGCUGCAAGUUUGUCCUUGAUCUGAUGGCUGAGCUGGCCAAGACUGUAGGAGAUGAUAACUUGGCCAUCCGACUCAGUCCAUUUGGCCUCUUUAACCAAACUCGCAGCGAGCAGCGUCUUGAGACUUGGGGCCACUUAUGCCGUGAGCUAAAGAAGAGUCAUCCCAAGCUUUCAUAUGUUAGCUUUAUCGAGCCGCGAUAUGAACAAAUCUUUUCUGAAGCUGAGAAGCAAAAGUUCCUUAAUUCAUGGGGCCUGCCUACUGUCGAUUUGUCAAUGUUCCGCGACAUCUGGGGAGAAACACCCUUCUUCUCCGCUGGCGGUUUUGACCAUACGAAUUCAUGGGGGAUUAUAGAAAGCGGAAGAUAUGAUGCUUUACUUUACGGAAGAUAUUUCAUCAGCAAUCCCGAUCUAGUGGAGAGGCUGCGGAAUGGCUGGCCACUGGCUCAGUACGAUAGGUCUCGCUUCUACGGGCCCUUUGAGGAUCCAACGAUCGGAUUCACCGACUACCCGGCCUAUACCAUGGAAAAAAGCGAUUGAUGGUUUGAAGAUGAAUGAGAAAGGAAGAUCUAUUUGAAGAUGAUAGUGUUCAAAUGUUGUUUGUUGUGGGUGUAAUAUCUCUCCCGGGUCAAUUGUUAGUAUUUAAUGGCAAUUAGGGUUCGCAAUAGACGCAGGAAUGAUCAAUCACAUGUAUACAUGCACCAUUACAAAACUGCG